AUGGCUAUUCUACGCGUGUGUACUGAAAUAUCGAGCGCCGCAGCAUUAGAGAUGGGAUGUAUUGUGCUAGCUUUUGCAGCAGUGUAUGUUUAUCUUCAACGACGUGUGCAUCGUCUACACAAUCCACACGGGCUCCCCUAUCCGCCUGGACCCAAGCCUGCACCAAUUAUCGGAAACCUCUUCGAUAUUCCGCUAGAGAAAGAAUCUUUUGUUUACAAUAAGAUGGCAAAUAAAUAUGGCGACCUAACAUAUCUCAAUGUUUUGGGUAAAUCAAUACUUGUUGUUAAUAACUACUCCACCGUAAAAGAAUUGUUCGAGAAACGCUCUGUCAACUAUUCCGACCGCUACCAAGCACCAAUGAUGAAUGAUUUGAUAGGAUGGGACUGGAGUUUUGGACAGAUGUCAUACGGUCCUCGUUGGAAGAUGCAUCGCACGAUGUUCCACCGACAAUUCCAUUCGUCCGUCGUAUCCAAUUUCUGGCCAAUUCAGUUGAAAGAGGCGCACAAACUCAUUCGUCGAAUACUACACGAGCCGGAAGCUCUGCUUGAACACCUUAAAUUAUCACCCCCUAUCAGCAACUCGGCAAGCACAAUCAUGAACGUUGCAUACGGUAUCGAAAUAGAGGAUGAAGAUGACCGCUAUGUCACAGUAGCUGAAACAGCAUUAGACGGGAUGGCAAAGGCAGCUAACCCAGGAGCGUUUCUAGUUGAUAUAUUCCCCAUUCUCAAAUAUGUCCCAAUCUGGAUGCCUGGCGCAGGAUUCAAGCGCAAGGCGGCGCUUUGGCGCGAGGCUGUUCUCCAAAUGCGAGAUGCUCCUUUCAAAGUGGUGACGAAAGCCAUGAAAGAGGGAACUGCAUCGCCAAGCUUCGCCUCGAACCUUCUCGCUGAUGUUGAGCUCCGUAAAGACCUCAGCGAGCUUGCUAUCGCCAACGAGAUGCAGACAAUUAGAAAUUGCGCAGGCUUGGCUUAUGCAGCCGGGACCGAAAGUAUUGUAUCAGCUUUAUCGUCGUUUAUGCUUGCUUUGGUUAUCUACCCCGAAGUUCAAGAUAAAGCUCAACAGGAACUUGAUGCAGUAGUAGGGUCAGGAAGGCUGCCAGAUUUUAGUGAUCGAGGGUCAUUGCCAUAUAUUGAUGCUAUUGUCAAGGAAGUACUUCGGUGGAGUCCAGUGGCACCCCUAGGUCUCCCACAUAUGACCACAAAGGCCGAUGAAUUCAGAGGUUAUCAUAUCCCGGCUGGCACACUCGUAGUUGGGAAUAGCUGGUAA
This is a messenger RNA of Lentinula edodes (shiitake mushroom), 1263 nucleotides long. RefSeq names its product cytochrome P450. Gene Ontology annotation, molecular function: monooxygenase activity; oxidoreductase activity, acting on paired donors, with incorporation or reduction of molecular oxygen; iron ion binding. Lineage: Eukaryota; Fungi; Basidiomycota; Agaricomycetes; Agaricales; Omphalotaceae. The coding region runs from base 1 to 1263 and encodes 420 amino acids. The transcript has 11 exons. The record is from RefSeq and is a predicted model, not a curated record.